AUGGACUCUCGCGCAGCAGCUUCAGAAGCGAUGCGCUCGGCCAUAGAAUAUUGGUCUCAAUUUGUCGCGCGCUCCAUCUCUCAUCGUCUCGAUACAGAGAAAUUCGAGAAUUACGUUCGACUCGUCCAUGACCAACAUCCUCUGCCUCCCGCCCUCGUCGCCGACUUCUUCCUUCGCCCUCAACCGUCAAACGAUAAUAGUCUCGACCCUCGAAUCCCUCAAUAUUUACAAGUUCUCACAAGACUCGGCUACGUCGAUGCGCCAUCAAUACUAAAAGCGCUGUACAAAUACUCGUCUUUACAUGCGUAUGCACAACAACCGAACGCCAAUGAGGGCAAGGACAACGAAAAGGAGAACGAAAAAAGCGACGAUAAAGAGAAGGAUGAAAAGAAACAGAAGAUUACUCGAUGGAAGAGCUCGUACUGGGCCGAAGAGGUGCUUUUCUACGGGAUUACCAAGUCCGUAGUAGAAGGCAAAGCCAUACGAGAUUCAAAAACGGCAUUGGAGAUGACAAGGAUCAUUUCCAAAUUAAUGGUCCUUUUCACGACUGCAUUUGCGGCCGAUAUGAUUGAGCAAUUGCACACAGCCCAGGUACGGGAUGAAAUGGAAUCGUCGAGGGCAGCUCUGGUCGCACUCCUCCUACGGAUGUGCGAGAAUGACAUCCUUGUUGGAGCCGUGAGCAAACCAAUUGCCAAAGACGUCCGGAAAGAAAUGUCUGCUGGCUUGGCAAGCUUUGUGCCAACGUUACAGCUCGUGCCGCAAAUAACAGACAAGCUCGAGCAGUUUCGAACGGAGAUCCUUGCUAGUUCUGAUCCCGCCGAUAAGAAGAAGCAAGCUACUAAUGCUGCUAUGGACGAACUUCUUGAUUCAGCCGUUGGCCUGGACAAUUUUGUUGUGGCAGAUAUCCCAGUCAGCAACACUCGGGCAGGACUGUACAUCUAUCUGAAUGCUGCGCUUAUUGCACGCCCUCUUUUGGACGACCAUGCUUUGUUUUCGUACAUGAGCAACAAGUAUCAAGGAGACAUCCAAUCAAGCGCCAUCGACCUUAUUCUUGCGUCUUUUGAUAUCCUGGCCAACGCGGUUUUCCGCAAUGAGGGACAGAAAGACGCCCACCUUCUAAGAUCAUUCUUGAUCAACAAAGUUCCUAUACUUCUCUAUCAACUGUUACCCCCUGGUUUCCCAGGCACAUCGGCUGAAUUCUGUAUUACGGAGGCACUAAGCCACGUAGAUACAAGCUUGUUUCCUACAGCAUCACUCAUGUUUGAUGAGUCGAGAAACAAUAAUCCUUACACGGAAAGUAUUAGGGAAGAGUUUUGCGCCGCGUGUGUACUACAUGGUCUCGUGCAAAGGGAGCACGUGGAGAGGAUUUUGGGAGAAAUAUCGCUUUCCUAUGAACCAUCUUUACAAAAGCAUUCCAAAGAUAAGCUUGUGCAAGACUGCUUGUCUGAUACGGAAAAGAUUCAGGGCCUUGUUCGAGAACUCGACAAGAUGGACGGCAAUGUCGGUGCAGUUUGUCAGGCACUUGCUGAGUCUUUAGACGUGAUUCUCUUGUUUGAGAAGCUGCCAAAUAUUCUUGAACCUUUGUGUCAACUUCUUGAUAACUGGCGUUAUGAAGACGACCAAGAAGAGUAUCAGCCCGUGUACGAGGAGUUUGGUGCUGUUCUACUUCUUGUUUUGGCUUUCACAUAUCGAUAUAACCUGAACGCAGUGGAAAUUGGCAUCGCUAGCCCUGACUCUUGGGUUGCUAAGAUUAUUGGUAGGGGGCAUAUUGGACGACAAUGCAAUGAGCUCACUCAAAGGGAGAACGAUCACCUCAACGGGUGGAUUCAUGGGCUUUUCGAUACUGAGGCCGGUGGUCUCGGUGAUGAGUUGAUGUCAUCUUGCCCACCGCAAGAGUUUUAUCUUGUUGUGGCACCUCUAUUCCAGAGCAUUGUCGUUGCAUAUACAUAUGGCUAUCUCAACGACGAGAGCCUCAAGGGAGGCAUAGAAUACCUUGUGGAUACCUUCUUAUUGCCAUCUCUUGUCCCGGCGAUUCGAUUCCUGGCAGACUAUCUCUGGAUCGACCAAAAAGAACAGAAGUCCAUUAUCAAGAUUCUGCAACUCAUCCUUCUCCCAAGCUCAAUUUCGGGAGAAGCAAGCACAAUGCUUUCAUCCGUCAAAAACCUCAUUGCAAAGCCUUUGGAGCAUGCUUUACGAACAUAUCAACGCCGAGAUCCCAAUAAUCAAGACAUUGAACCUCUUUUGCGGACUCUCAAGGAUAGCAUCCCCUUGUCACGCCGAACAGGGGGAACUGACCUCAAUGAGCUCGAGUCUUGGACUACUACACUUCCUACUGGUCUCUCUAGUGCCAUCAAACUUACCAUCCAAGGCCUUGUCCACUGGAGCAUUCAUCCUGCCAUGAACAGUAUGCCGACUUCUUAUACUCAUCGGCAAAUAUUGGCUGCUCUGAAGAUAAUGGGCCCCAAACGAGUAUUGCAUGUCAUCUUGGAAGAGAUUCGACAACACACAGAGGCUGGAAGUGCCAGUAUUGUCUACGACGUUGCUAUCUCGUUGAUCUGUGCACCUGACGCCGCGAAAGAUGCCCCUGCGGUUGUCGAUGCAAACGGAAACAUGCUGCCACCGGUCCAGCGGCAGCGUAGUCUCCGGGACCUUCUCAAAGUCGAGGCUGAAGGCUGUAGGAAACUCCAGAAGAAAGACCCAGCACUGGCUGAGAUCGUUGUACGUCUACAUCGUCGUGUCGAAGCACAGAUGAUCGUCCCCCAGCCUCCAGGAAUGCUUCAAACUGCAGAGAUGUCUCUUAACCUCGAUGGUGAGACCGCUGGACUUGGAGACGCCAUGGCUGCUGCGGCUUCAGGUGUUCAGGGUGACAACAUGUCAGUUGAUAACUUGACUCUUGACGUCAGUAUGGGUGGUGUGCCAUCUGAUCUGGGACUUGGAUCUGCCAAUGACGGAGGAAGCUUGGAUCCUUCAGGAGAUGCUGCCAUGUUUGAAGGAUUUGAUACUCAGGACAUGGAUAACUUUGAUUGGGAUGACAUUAGUAACUCGUUUCAGUGA
Fusarium tjaetaba is the source of this 3054-nucleotide messenger RNA. RefSeq names its product mediator of RNA polymerase II transcription subunit 5. Gene Ontology annotation, cellular component: mediator complex. The record is from RefSeq and is a predicted model, not a curated record. Gene Ontology annotation, biological process: regulation of transcription by RNA polymerase II. Gene Ontology annotation, molecular function: transcription coregulator activity. The coding region runs from base 1 to 3054 and encodes 1017 amino acids. Lineage: Eukaryota; Fungi; Ascomycota; Sordariomycetes; Hypocreales; Nectriaceae. The transcript is spliced from 5 exons.